Molecule: messenger RNA, 1056 nt
Organism: Adineta steineri
Lineage: Eukaryota; Metazoa; Rotifera; Eurotatoria; Adinetida; Adinetidae
Source: the annotation of a GenBank genome assembly
AUGAAUCGUUAUUUUCCAUACCCAUUUAUGAUAUUCGGUACUAUUGGUCUCAUAUUGAAUGUUGCUAUAUUUACUCGACAAUCUCUUUGUAAUAAUUCAUGUGUACAAUAUUUAUUAUUUAAUACAUUAUCUAAUUUUAUUGUAUUGUAUUGGGUUGUUACUACAAGGAUUGUAUCUGAUGGUUAUGGAGAUGAUUUAGGUCUUCGUUCAGAUUCUUUUUGUAAAAUAAGAUAUUUUUUAACUUACUAUUCAAGAACAUUAUCAACAUGGUUUAUUGUUCUCGCAUGUAUCGACAGAUGGUUAUCAAGUAUACAAGCAAAGCAACGUUUUAAUAAAGUAUUAUUUGCUCGUCGAGUAGGUUUAAUUACAUGUAUCAUAUGUUUUAUAUCAUAUGCACAUAUAUUGUUUCUUUUUGGCAUUCAAAAAGAUCCUGUUUCAUUAUCAGUAACAUGUUACGCAUUACCUGGAAUAUAUCGUCUUUUUUCCGAUCUACAAUAUUUAAUAUUUUAUGCUUUAGCACCACCAAUUUUUAUGUUAAUCUUUGGAAUAAUUACAUUGAGAAAUAUACGACGAAAUCGUCGUCUUGUUAUACCUUUAGGUAUUACUAGAAAUCAAAUAAAAAAUAAUUUAAUAAAACGACGUGAUAGUCAAUUAUUAGCAAUGUUACUUCUUCAAAUAUUUGUUAUUAUUAUAUUUACUCUUCCCUUUGCAAUACAAAAAUUAAUGGAUACCCUCACUUUGCAACUUCAACGAACAGCUGUACAAAAAGCACAAUGGAAUUUAAUCACUGCAAUUUUACGUUUAUUAUCUUAUGGUUCACAUGCGCUUGGAUUUUUCUUUUAUACACUUUCAGCAAAAAUUUUUCGUGUUGAAUUAUUAAAAAUAAUGAAUAGAAUUUAUCUUUGGUGUACUGGUAAAAAUUUUCUCAGACCAACCAUGAUACCAAGUUUAGAUGCAUCAAUGAUGCGAAAUGGGAUAGAUGCAACACAAACAAUCGAUUAUCAACGAUAUCGACAACCGAAAUAUAGAGCAAUGUUUAAAAGACAAAAUAAGUGA